AAUGAUGAUUGGUAAGUGAAACCAUCCAAGUUAAUUGUUGUAAUUUCUUUCUUAAAUUUGUUUAAUUUGAUUGUUUCUCGAUCGUUGGAUUAACAACAUCAACAUGGAAUCCAAUGGUCACCAAUCUGAGGACAAAUCAAGAGAUGAUCAAAUCAAAUCACAAGUAUUUCAAAUCUCUGGAAAACAAUUAGUUCAAGGUUAUAUUGGAUGUCCACCAGUUACUAAUCAAACCUCCGGAGAUCAAGAAGAAUCAGAAUCAAUCAAAAACAAUAUGAAUUCAUUAAGAAACAAUAUUGGAUUUUGGAUCCUUGGACUAUGUAACAAUUAUGGUUAUGUGAUCAUGUUAUCCGCUGCUCUUGAUAUACUUAGCAAGAAUUUCAAUGAUAAUGAGGAUAAAAAAUCAGAAUCAAAUGACGAAGCGAUUUGUAAUCCAAUGUCAACUGGAGCAAUUUUAAUUGCUGACAUCAUUCCAUCACUAAUUAUAAAGUUCGCAUCGCCUGUCCUACCAUUGGGAUCAAAUGUUCGAGUGGCUCUUGUUGUUGGCCUUUCAGCGUUGAGUUACAUUAUGACGGCGCUUUCGUUUGCUCGUUGGGUCUCAUUUCUUGGAGUAAUCUGUGCAUCGGCUUCAAGUGGUCUGGGUGAGGCAACUUUCCUCUCUUACAGCUCUCGUUUCGGUGACGGUGACACUGUCUCAUACUGGUCAUCGGGAACGGGCGGUGCUGGACUCAUCGGAUCUAUUUCGUAUGCUGGACUAGUUCAAGCGGGUUUAUCUCCUCGAGUUACUCUUUUAAUUAUGUUAAUUGUCCCUGUGAUUAUGGCGAUUACUUUCUGGCUCGGUUUGGUUCCACCUAAAAUCGACGUGGCCACAAUUACUCCGCUCAUGGAGCCUAAUGAGCCCACACCGACUGGUGAUGAGAUAGUUUCAUAUGAAACAGUUAGAGAGCCAGAAAUGGCUCUCACCUUUAAAGAGAAAUCAAUUUUAAUGAAGGGUUUAUUACGAUUUAUGAUUCCAUUGGCCUUAGUCUAUUACUCAGAGUAUUUGAUUAAUCAAGCAUUGUUUGAAUUGGUUUAUUUCCCUGAUAUCUGGUUAACCCACAAGGAACAGUAUCGUUGGUACCAAGUUGAUUAUCAAUUAGGAGUUUUAAUUUCUCGAUCAUCAGUUAAAUGGAUCAAAAUUAAAGCACUUUGGCUUUUACCAAUUCUACAAACUUUUAAUUUGGUUCUAAUUUUCAAAGUAUUGAAAAAUUAUCUACCCAAUAUUUGGAUCAUGUUGUUAAUUGUCUUCUAUGAAGGUCUUCUCGGUGGAGCUGCUUAUGUAAAUACAUUCGAUCAAAUCUAUCGUAAAUACGAAGACAGAGUUCGUGGUUUCUGCCUGGGGGCAGCAUCUAUUGCCGAUGCUGUGGGCAUCACUUUAUCUGGAUUUUCAUCUGUUCUUAUUCAUAACAUUCUGUGUGAUUAUAUUUCAAAACAAUAGUUGAAUUAUAAUAUUCAAAUAUUCACAAUUAUCUUAACAAAAAUCAUUUAUAAAUUAUUGGCAAAAUUGUGUGUAAAUUGUAUUUUAUAAAAAUCUAUACCUCUAAAAGACUAGAAGUUAUUGUUUUGUGGUGUAUUAAUAUUUACAUUAAUUGUAUUGUGAUUAAUAAAAAUCUUUUAACUUUUCAAUAA
Messenger RNA from Panonychus citri (citrus red mite), 1665 nucleotides. RefSeq names its product battenin-like (gene Cln3). The record is from RefSeq and is a predicted model, not a curated record. Gene Ontology annotation, cellular component: lysosome; membrane. NCBI's taxonomy places the organism in Eukaryota, Metazoa, Arthropoda, Arachnida, Trombidiformes, Tetranychidae. Gene Ontology annotation, biological process: lysosome organization; regulation of intracellular pH.